AUGACGUCACAAAAGGACACCACCCACCACAGGCCCCCUAUCCCACAAGCCACGCGACUUCGAUCUCUCCAGCCAUCAACAACCAUCCAGAAUUGGCAACUCAUCAAUGCGCACACCUGCAUCCUCUCCCUCCUUCGAAUCAAGUCCACACUAGUCACCACUACCACCACCACCACCACCAAGAUCACCACUCACCACCCCAUCAAUUUCUACCCUCAAGCACGCACAAUGUCCUCCUCUCACUCCAAGACCCAACUCAAAGGAGGCUGCACCUGCAAAACCGUCCAGUACACCCUCACCCUCAACUCGGUGGAAGAUGCUCGGACAACACUCUGUCACUGCAAGUCCUGCAAGCGAGCCUUUGGGACAAAUUACGGACUCACAGCCAAGGUUGCCUUGGAUGCUUUCUCGUACAAUGACGGGACAGAGACGCUCAAGAAGUACACGCAGCAGAACGGGGUGACGAGGGAGUUUUGCGGGGAGUGUGGGGUUUUCAUUUGCGAGUAUGGUAAAGAAGCAGCCGACAAGUUUCGGUAUGUCAUGUGGGGGUCUCUUGAUGAGCCAGAAAAUAUCCCGCCAAAGGGGGAGUUCUUUUGCAAGGAGAGGGCUUCUUGGAUGCCUGAGAUCAAUGGUGUCUUUCACAAACGCGAGAUCAAGGAGUAA
This is a messenger RNA of Podospora pseudocomata, 663 nucleotides long. RefSeq lists its product as uncharacterized. Gene Ontology annotation, molecular function: carbon-sulfur lyase activity. The record is from RefSeq and is a predicted model, not a curated record. NCBI's taxonomy places the organism in Eukaryota, Fungi, Ascomycota, Sordariomycetes, Sordariales, Podosporaceae. The transcript is spliced from 4 exons. The coding region runs from base 1 to 663 and encodes 220 amino acids.